This is a messenger RNA of Podospora pseudopauciseta, 2531 nucleotides long. RefSeq lists its product as uncharacterized. The record is from RefSeq and is a predicted model, not a curated record. The transcript is spliced from 2 exons. Bases 285 to 2378 code for a protein of 697 amino acids. Gene Ontology annotation, molecular function: calcium ion binding; NADH dehydrogenase activity. Lineage: Eukaryota; Fungi; Ascomycota; Sordariomycetes; Sordariales; Podosporaceae.
GCUGGAACUUGAGGUGGAUGAACUACCCUCCCUGCACCGUGACACCUCCAAUUUCCUGCUGUUGAAUUAGAGCAACUGACAUCGAUCUCCUCCUUAAUUCUCACCUUCCCUCUGAAUAUCGAUACACAAUUGCGCUCCCGCGAUGUGGUUUUGAGAUUCUCACUUACACCAGUUUGUGUCGGGCAGCUCCUUAUCGAUUACGAAUUGACGUCAUUGAAGACAUCGCGACGGGUUCUCAACCAACAGCAAAUUAACAAACACCAUAACUACACCACAACGUCAGCAUGCUCAGCCGUCGCCUGUCUCGAGACACCGGGCUUCGGACGGUCCAUUCUUUGCCUUUUCGGGCCAGAAUAUCGGCAUACCCAACUAGAAUAGUCUCCCCUUCUCAACGACGCAUCGUUUCCAACCUCCCCUCCUCACGGACCACGAUCCUUAGAACCGCUCCAGACUUCAAGACCUUCUUCACCACACCACCCCUGACGUUAACCCACCUCCGUCAAUUGUCUACCACAACAUCCAAAAACGCACCCAAAACCACUCCAAAAGCCCUCAAAUACGCCUAUCGUUUCGCCGCCUGGUUUGGCUCUUCCGUGUUAUUCGUCUCCCUCGGUGUAAUUGGUUUCUUCGUCUACGAUGCCACCACCUAUGUCGACCACGCCUCCAACAAGUCCGACCUUACCAUCUCACAGCUUGCACUUAACCCCCGACGGGGUGGGCCCAAGAACCUUCCCAUUUUGGAAGUAUUCAUCGACGAUGAGGAUGACGAGGACCGCAAGCGGCAAAAGGACAAGCCAAGACUGGUGAUCUUGGGUGGUGGGUGGGGAGGUGUGGCGCUGCUGAAGGAACUGAAUCCUGAGGAUUGGCAUGUCACCGUUGUCAGUCCUACCAAUUACUUCCUGUUCACGCCCAUGCUGCCCUCAGCCACUGUUGGAACAUUAGGACUGCGGAGUUUGGUCGAGCCGAUACGGAGGAUAAUCCACGGGGUUAGGGGCCGGUUCCUGCGCGCCAGGGCCGAAGAUGUCGAUUUCAGUGCGAGAUUAGUCGAAGUCAGCCAGGUGGACUGCCAUGGUGUUGAACAGAGGUUCUAUGUGCCUUACGACAAACUCGUGGUAGCGGUGGGUUCGGUGACGAAUGCUCACGGAGUUAAGGGGCUGGAGCACUGCCAUUUCUUGAAGGAUAUCAGAGACGCCCGGGAGAUCCGCAACAGGAUCAUUCGCAACCUGGAGCUGGCUUGCCUGCCAACAACCAGUGACGAAGAUCGCAAGAGGUUACUAUCGUUUGUGGUCAGUGGAGGCGGGCCAACUGGGGUGGAGUUCGCGGCGGAGCUGUAUGAUCUGCUAAAUGAAGACCUGAUCCAGUUGUUCCCAAGGUUGCUGAGAAACGAAAUCUCAGUUCAUCUGAUUCAGAGCAGAGACCACAUUCUCAACACAUACGACGAGACACUUUCGACCUAUGCCGAGGAAAGGUUUGCCAGAGAUCAGGUUGAGGUCUUGGUCAACUCGAGGGUCAGCGAAGUGAAGGAGGACAGCAUCGUAUUUACACAAAAGCAAAAGGACGGAACAGUCAUCACGAAAGAGCUCCCCAUGGGGUUCUGUCUAUGGUCCACUGGUGUCUCUCAGGCAGAUUUGUGCAAAACCUUGAGCGGGAAACUGGGCAAGGCGCAAAACAACAGACAUGCCCUUGAGACAGACACACAUCUAAGACUGAACGGCACGCCUCUUGGAGACGUGUAUGCUAUUGGGGACUGCGCCACUGUUCAAAACAACGUCGCCGACCACAUCAUUUCUUUCCUCCGAAGCAUCGCCUGGAAGCACGGUGUUACUGACCCCGAGAAGCUUUCCCUGCAUUUUUCCGACUGGAGAAAUGUUGCCGAACAGGUCAAGAAGCGGUUUCCUCAGGCGGUGGGACAUCUAAAGAGGCUAGACAAGCUGUUUGAGGAGUACGACCGAGAUCAGUCCGGUACCCUGGAUUUUGGGGAGCUGCGCGAGCUGCUCAAGACAAUCGACAGCAAACUGACCAGCUUGCCAGCGACGGCGCAAAGGGCCCACCAGCAAGGGUCGUACCUCGCUCACAAGUUUAACAAGCUGGCACGGGCGGCUCCAGGGCUAAGAGCCAACGAGAUUUCGGACGGCGAUGUGGACGCGGCGGUUUACAAAGCAUUUGAGUACAAACACUUGGGAAGCUUGGCGUAUAUUGGUAACUCGGCGGUUUUUGACCUCGGAAAUGAUGGGUGGCGGUUCGCUGGCGGUUUGUGGGCGGUGUAUGCAUGGAGAAGCAUCUACUUUGCUCAAAGCGUCAGUUUCAGGACGAGAGUGUUGAUGGCCAUGGACUGGGGAAAGAGGGCAUUGUUUGGGAGAGAUUUAAUGAGCUACUGAGCUUCCUGCUCUGGACACUUUUGUCCUCUUGAGUUAGGGAGGGGGCUUUUUGCUGAAUAUACCUUAUGAGUGAAGCCAUUUUGUAUCAUAGACCAUGCAAGCAAGCCUAGCGUGGCGUUCAAACAGAGGGGUCUCUAUUGUUUUGUUACAGCU